AUGAGUUACGCAGACACUAUUGAGAGCGCGCCCAGCUCGCUUCCAUCAAAUUUGCUGAAGGCCUCUGCGCUCUGGACGUUCAAACUACGCGAGUCAGGAGAUUGUUGUUGUGGAUCUGACGGCUCAAGUCAAUCACCCGGUGGGGGUAAAAGCAAACAUCAAAUUUCAUAUUCGCCGUACAAGGAACCCCCCUUUCAGCCACACGAUCUGAAAAAUAUGGCGCUAAACCGACCUAUGUCACCCCACUUGACUCUCUACGCGCCAACUAAUCCGGCUAUGACUUCUAUAGUCGAACGCAUAACAGGUACAAUAGUGACGUUCUAUGCACUGAUGUUCGCCUGUGGCUCCCUGUUCCUCUCUAAUGGGAUUGAAACUUACGUGUCCAUGAUACAAAGCCUCGAUUUGUCGAGACCACUCAUAUUCCUAAUUAAAAUUUUGCUCGGCGCUCCGUUCACGUUUCACUAUUUAAACGGAAUUAGGUUUUGUUUGUGGAAUGCGGGCAAAUUGUUGCCGAUCAAAGAGGUGUACGAUUCUGCAAAUAAAGUAUUUAUUGGUACUGCGGUGCUGUCGGUGCUAUUUGCGCUGAUAUGA
Zerene cesonia (dogface butterfly) is the source of this 591-nucleotide messenger RNA. RefSeq names its product succinate dehydrogenase cytochrome b560 subunit, mitochondrial-like. Gene Ontology annotation, biological process: mitochondrial electron transport, succinate to ubiquinone; tricarboxylic acid cycle. NCBI's taxonomy places the organism in Eukaryota, Metazoa, Arthropoda, Insecta, Lepidoptera, Pieridae. The record is from RefSeq and is a predicted model, not a curated record. Gene Ontology annotation, cellular component: membrane. Bases 1 to 591 code for a protein of 196 amino acids. Gene Ontology annotation, molecular function: electron transfer activity; succinate dehydrogenase activity. The transcript has 3 exons.